UCAACACGUUUCUGCAAAUAGUAUUUAUUAAAAUAUUUUUUUAAAAAAUUUAGUUAAACAUAUACUUUAGGAUAAUUUUCAAAAUUAUAAUAUGAAUAUCAAGUUAGUUUUACAGCGUAUGAUUUACAGUGAAGGGAUGAACCCACUCCAGCACUCCGUUAUUUUUGCAAUUACUUUUUUCUCUUUUCUUGAUGCUAUGACAACUGUCGUCUCUUACUUCCCUAAACUUGUUAAGUCGUUUGGAGCGUCUGAAGUUCAAGCAGGUAAAGAUGCUGGGUUACUUAGUUCAUCUUUGUUCUUUUCAAGAAUAUUCAGCAGCAUUCUCUGGGGUUACUUUGCGGAUAAAUAUGGUAAAAAGAAGUUGUUGUUUAUCUCAUCUAAUUGUAUUGCCAUUUCCACAUUUGCAUUUGGUUUCAGUCGUACAUUUACUUGGGCUUUCGUAACAAGAUUACUACAAGGUGCAUCAAUGGGUGUCGUUGUUAUUGCAAAAAGCUUAAUAAUAGACAAUUGUGAUGACACAAAUAUAUCUUUGGCUUUUUCAAUUUUAUUAACUGGCUAUUAUCUUGGACUAAUUAUUGCACCAAGUUUAUCAGGUGUCUUAGUUUUUCCUGCUGAACAAUAUCCUAAAGCAUUUAGCAAAGAUCAAAAGAAAGUUUUUCAAGCGUUAUGCUUUAUGGGCUCUAUGGAGUUGUUGGUACUGGAGUUGCGCAAUUUUUACCCAGCUUUUUAGCAACUUCCAGAGACUAUGGUGGGGCUGGAAUGACAGUACUUGAUAUUGGCAUUAUGUUGUUUGUCUCUAGUAUUUUAGUUUUAAUUGCACCACUUGGUACUUCAAAGUUACAAUUUUGGCUCGGAGCUAAAAAGACAUUUGUUGGAUCCACAAUCAUUUUUGCUUUCAUGGUUGUAUUAUUACCAAGUUCUGCAUCACCUAAAAAUAGCAUAUUGCGAUGGAUCCUUCUAUUGAUUGUUCAAGUCCUUAUUGAUGUUGUAAAUAAUGCGUGUUUUAUUAGCAUUAACAUAUUUUUGGGUAAUAGUGUAGAGCCUGAUCUUUUGGGUACAAUUAAUGGAUUUGGAAUGUCUAUAUCUUGCAUUGGAAGGGCUAUUGGACCAGCAAUUUUUGGUUUAUCUUACAGCUGGUCGUUGUCAAAUAUUGAGCAACAUAAACUUGGAUUUCCAUUUAAUCAAUACUUUGUUUUCUUUCUAAUUUCCAUUGUCUGUUUGCUUAAUGGUGCGUACGUUUACUGGCUCAUUCCAUCUACUUUAAAUAAAAGAAAAGUGCUUUCAGAAAAUUAAAUUGUUAUCAGACUCAAAAACUAAAAUAAAUAAAAAGUUUAGUCAAUCAUUGAUUUGUACCAAUGCAGGGCUCCUUAAUAUCAA
Hydra vulgaris (swiftwater hydra) is the source of this 1377-nucleotide messenger RNA. Lineage: Eukaryota; Metazoa; Cnidaria; Hydrozoa; Anthoathecata; Hydridae. The record is from RefSeq and is a predicted model, not a curated record.